Molecule: messenger RNA, 765 nt
Organism: Adineta ricciae
Lineage: Eukaryota; Metazoa; Rotifera; Eurotatoria; Adinetida; Adinetidae
Source: the annotation of a GenBank genome assembly
AUGAUGGUAUUUUCCAAUAUUUAUUUCGUUUGGAUAAUUGGUUUGUAUAUGUAUACGAAUAAUAUUAUAGCGCAAGUGAUUAGCAUCCAAAAUAAGACUGAACCCAUUGGUUGUGGCGCUUAUCAGAAUGUCAAUCAUACUAAGUCUUAUUAUCUUGUUUUACCUAACUCAGAAGUUAGAUUUUCAUCAUGUAAUCCCAAUCAGAAAAGCUUCCACACGUAUUGGGCCGUACUCCAAGAUCUGUGCAACAAAGGACCGAGAAUGUCUUUCUUUGCGACUGUCGGUAAAAGUGGAACUUCGAAGUGCUCCGAAAUAUCUGAUUUAAUUGUAAACAAGACAUCAUGUGCGAAUGACUACGAUGUUGGUAAUGAUUCAUUGGUGAUUAAAAAUAUAAGUUACUCGGUGAAAGAAGAUUAUAUUUGUUUUUAUGGGGAAAAUAGAGACAACGUAAAUUUGACUCUUGCUGUUAGCUACUCUAUUGAAAUAUCAAACAUUUCGUCGUCGACAAUAGCAACUGAAUUAACUGCAGAAUCUUUAGGGGCCACUACAGAAGCAACCUCUUCCAUCACAAUCAUGUCAACGGAUGCUGCCAUGUCCAGCACUCUGAAAAACUCAGAUGCCUACUCAUUCGAUCAAGACAAUUCAAAAACAGAUUCUUCACUAUAUGGUCAAUAUGAUGCUGGCCAUUCAAUGAAUUUGACUAAGCUCGAUACUGAUGCUGGCUAUGCUGUAUGGCGACCUGUAGCGCAAAGAGAUAUCUUCUAA